Saprolegnia parasitica CBS 223.65 is the source of this 3378-nucleotide messenger RNA. RefSeq lists its product as hypothetical. Gene Ontology annotation, molecular function: ATP hydrolysis activity; ATP binding. Lineage: Eukaryota; Oomycota; Saprolegniomycetes; Saprolegniales; Saprolegniaceae. The coding region runs from base 1 to 3378 and encodes 1125 amino acids. The transcript has 2 exons. The record is from RefSeq and is a predicted model, not a curated record.
AUGGGCAAAGCACAGAAGGAACGUCUUGCCGCCAAGGCCGCGGCCAACGCGACCAUGUUUGGCCGCCCCGCCCCCGCGCCGCUGGCCCCCGCGGCCCCGAGCGCCGUCUCGGCGGCCGCCCUCCCGUCGUACAACCCGACGGUCAAGGCCUUCGUGCCCGGCAGCGCGCGCCCAUCGUCGGUGCAUUCUUCUAGCAGCGAGGCCGAGCCCGAGAAGGAGUUCACCCGCGUCCUCGGCAACGAGGAAGACUGCGCCACGUUCGUGGCUAUUGAAGACAUUGACGAGCGCAAGGCCAUCAUCGACAAGAUGCUCCACACAAUGUCCGGCUCAGUCUCGCGCAACGAGCGCCAGGCUGCGAUCGCCGACCUCGUCAAGGCGCUCGAGCUUCUCACGAUUGGCAGCGCCCACGGUUUCUACAUCAUCGACUUCACGCGCCUCGCGCUCAAGAGCAAGGCCGUCGACUCGCGCGAAGGUGCUCUGCUUACGUUCACCGCCAUGGGUCGCUGCGACGCUGUCUCGUCCGCGAUUGAACCGAUUGUCGUCGAAGACCUCGUCUCGAUCAUGGAGCGCCAUGCCGACAAGGAGCCCAACGUCCGUGACGCUGCUAUCCGCCUCACGCACUCGCUCCUCGACCUCGUGAACCCGCUUGCCACGCGCACGUUCCUCUCGCAGAUCUUUGUCUGCUUGGAACUUCGCCAGUGGCAGUGCAAGGUUGCCGCCCUCGACCUCCUCCGCAACUUUGCGCCGCGUGCGCCGACCGAGGUUUCGUGCUCGCUCCCGGAAGUCAUCCCCAAGGUCUCGGAAGUCGUGUGGGAUACCAAGACGCAGGUCCAGCAGGCCGCGCUCUCGGCGCUCACGGCUGCCUGCUCGACGAUCGGCAACGACGAUGUGCUCCCGCUCGUCCCGACGCUCGUCGAUGUGAUUGCGCACCCGGAGAAGACGCUUGCGACCAUCGACGCGCUUCUCGCGACGACGUUCGUCGCCAACGUGGACGCGGCGACGCUCUCGCUCAUUGCGCCGCUCCUCAACAAGGCGCUGCGCGACACGUCGACCAACUCGUCGGCGCUCCGUCGCAAGGCCUCGCGCAUCAUUGACAGCAUGUGCCGCCUCGUCUCUCGCCCGAGCGACGUCGCUCCCUUUGUGCCGCUGCUUUUGCCGCAGCUCGACACGGUCAUUGAGCGCAUCGCGGAUCAAGAAGUCGCUGAAGUGGCCUCGGAUGCGCGUGCGUGCCUCAAGCGCGCUGCCGGCGAAGGCUCGGACGAAGAAGAUCCGGCGGCGAUCCGCCAGCUCCUCCAGCAGAACCUGAUCGCGGGUCUCCACGAGGCGCUUGAAAUCGCGACGCACCCGGGUCUUACCGAGUUUACGCUCACGUACAUUACGGACGUGUGCGCCGAGCUCGUGACGCACAACCGCGGCAAGGAGUGGCGUGGGUUCGUGCUGCCGUACCUCUCGGCGCACCUCCAUGACGAGGACGCCGAUCGCGUGUGCAAGGCGCUGCGCAAGGCUGGCGGCGGCCUCGGCGACGACCGCGUCGUCUCGACGGACCCGAACGAUGUGUGCGACAUUGACUUUUCGCUCGCGUACGGCGGCAAGAUUCUGCUCCGCAACGCCCGCCUCCGCCUCACGCGUGGCCACCGCUACGGCCUCGUGGGCAAGAACGGUGUCGGCAAGACGACGCUCAUGCGCAACAUCUCGAACCACACGAUCGAAGGUCUCCCGACGCACCUCCGCACGGUGUAUGUCCAGCACGAAGACGUUGUCGAGGACAAGGGCUCGCUCCUCGAGUCGCUCAAGGCGGCGCCCGAGCUUGCGCACAACGCGCCGGACGUCUUUGAGACGACGCUGGUCAACAUUGGCUUUACGCGCGAGAUGCUCGACGGCCCCAUCGCUGCGCUCUCGGGUGGGUGGCGCAUGAAGCUCGCGCUCGUCCGCGCGAUGCUGUACAACGCGGAUGUGCUUUUGCUCGAUGAACCGACGAACCACUUGGACGUGCACGCAGUCCAGUGGCUCGUCGACUACCUCAACUCGCUCGAGUCGAUGACGGUGCUCUUGGUGUCGCACGACACGGGCUUCCUCGACAACGUCUGCACGGACGUGCUUCACUACGAAAGCAAGCAGCUCGUCUUGUACCCGGGUACGCUCGCCAAGUUUGUCGAGAAGCACCCGGAGGCCAAGCACUACUACGAGCUCUCGUCGUCCGACACGCAGUUUGUGCUGCCGCAGCCCGGCCGCCUCGAAGGCAUUGCCUCGACCACGCGCCGCAUUCUCUCGAUGGAGAACUGCAACUUUACGUACCCCGGCGCGACCAAGCCGCAGCUCGUCGACGUCAACAUCAAGCUCUGCUUGGCGUCGCGCGUCGCCGUCAUUGGUGGCAACGGCGCCGGCAAGAGUACGCUCAUCAAGAUGAUUGUGCAAGAGACGAUGCCCGACACGGGCGAGCUCUGGAAGCACCACAACUUGCGUAUCGCGUACGUGGCCCAGCACUCGCUGCAUCACGUCGAGCAGCACCUCGAGAGCUCGCCGGUCCAGUACAUCCAGUGGCGUUUCGGCGGUCCUGGUGGCAUUGAUCGCGAACUCGCCGAGCGCGUCGACAAGAAGGAGUCGGAGGCCGCCAAGGCCGAGGGCGCCAAGGGCUCGAUCGAGAAGAUCAUGUCGCGUCGCAAGGGCAAGCGCGGCACGCUCGAGUACGAAUGCAAGCUCUGGGGCAUGACGGAAAGCAAGAACCGCUACUACACGCUCGAGGAGCUCCAAGCCAUGGGCCUCGGCAAGAUGGCCGAAAUGGAAGACAUCCGCCAGGCGACGCUCGCCAGUGGCAUGGAUCUUCGCCCGACGACGACCAAGGAGGUCCAGAAGCACCUCGACGACUUCAACUUGAACGCCGAGUUUGGUACGCACGGCAAGAUCCGCGGUCUCUCGGGUGGCCAGAAGGUCAAGCUCGUCAUCGCCGCUGCCAUGUGGACGCGCCCGCAUUUGCUCGUGCUCGAUGAGCCGACCAACUACUUGGAUCGCGCGGCCUUGGGCGCCCUCGCCGACGGCAUCCGCGGCUUUGCCUUUUACAACUCGCUCUGCACGGAGAAGUGGCUCGUCGAGUCGGGUCGCGUCCGCGUUGUGGGCGAGGCCCAGGAGACCGAGUACCGCCUCGGCGGUGGCAAGAAGGUCAUCGAAGAGGAGGACGAUCCGUCCCGUGCCGCCUUUGGCUCGUCCAACGACAAGAUGAAGGUGACCGGCGUCAUCAUCAACCCCAAGUCGCUCCGCGCCAUGUCGACCAAGGACGCGCGGAAGAUGGCCAAGUGCGCCAAGGCGGCCGGUCGCUCGAUUGAGGAGCACGUUGCGCAGCUCACGCGCGAGAGCCCCGAGUGGAAGUGGCUCCCGUACUAA